CUCCUGAAGGAGCCUGAUGGCUCCCAGCUGUGCGCAGGGGAGGAGGCGUUUAGCGCUUCCCCGUGAGAGGGCUGCCGGAGGCAGGGCUGAAGGGGCUCUCCUGCCCGAAGAUGGCUGUAAGGAGUUGCUGGUGCGGGCAGGGCGGCAGGCAGUGGCUCGGUGAUCGCAGGCGGAUAGCUGUUGGAAGGGACUUGUGGCGGUGUUGACUCCAGUCACCAUGUGAGAGCGGCCGCAGCCGGAGCUGCUCGCCCGGGGCCACGUCCAGGGGGAAAUCUGAAGAAAUUAGGAUUUGCCACUAUAUUCUGCAUCUCCACGCAGAAGGUGACAGAAUGCUUUCCUGGUGUGCCUGCUAAAGCUGAGUGUGAAGAUACCUUGUAUUUGGAUUUCUUUUUGCAACACGAAGAGGCUUAAAAAGAUCUCAGACUCUGGAUACUGCCUGUGGGAUUGCCUUUUUUUUUCCUUUUAUUUUUUUUAAUUGGAUUUUUCCCCCCCUUUUGGAUGUGAAUCAAAGGCCAGCAGUUGGAGCAUUGGAAGCAAGUGCCACAGGACUGCUCUCACCUUGUUUUGUUUGAACCCUCCUUUGCUGGGAUACUUUCAAGGCCUCCUUCACAGUCAUGUGGUCAUCACAGCUGCUGUUCUUCACAAUGCUUUUGACACCCUUAGCCCAUGCCUGGAUUUCUUUUAAAACAGCUUUCAGCCGUGCCCCGGUCCCCAUGGCUGUGGUCCGAAGGGAGCUGUCCUGUGAGAGUUACCCCAUCGAGCUCCGCUGCCCAGGAACAGAUGUCAUCAUGAUCGAAAGUGCCAACUACGGGAGGACUGAUGAUAAAAUCUGUGACUCUGAUCCUGCUCAGAUGGAGAAUAUCCGCUGUUAUCUGCCAGAUGCCUAUAAGAUUAUGACUCAAAGAUGCAGUAAUCGGACCCAAUGUGCAGUUGUCGCUGGCCCUGAUGUGUUUCCAGACCCUUGCCCUGGGACAUACAAGUACCUUGAAGUGCAGUACGAAUGUGUUCCUUACAUUUUUCUUUGUCCUGGACUGCUGAAAGGAGUAUACCAGAGUGAACAUUUAUUUGAAUCUGACCACCAAUCUGGUGCCUGGUGCAAGGAUCCUCUGCAGGCAUCCGACAAGAUCUACUACAUGCCCUGGACACCGUACCGGACCGACACGCUGACAGAGUACUCCUCCAAGGAUGACUUCAUUGCUGGGAGACCAACCACAACCUACAAGCUCCCACACCGGGUGGAUGGCACAGGCUUUGUGGUGUACGAUGGGGCUUUGUUCUUCAACAAGGAACGUACCAGGAACAUUGUCAAGUUCGACUUGAGGACAAGGAUAAAGAGUGGGGAAGCUAUCAUAGCUAAUGCAAACUACCAUGACACCUCUCCCUACCGCUGGGGAGGCAAGUCAGAUAUAGACCUGGCCGUGGAUGAGAAUGGGCUGUGGGUAAUCUAUGCAACAGAACAAAAUAAUGGCAAAAUAGUCAUUAGCCAGCUAAACCCUUACACAUUAAGGAUUGAAGGGACGUGGGAUACUGCCUAUGACAAGAGGUCAGCUUCUAACGCCUUCAUGAUCUGUGGGAUUUUAUAUGUGGUGAAGUCUGUGUAUGAAGAUGAUGACAAUGAAGCCACGGGGAAUAAAAUAGACUACAUCUAUAACACUGACCAAAGCAAGGAUAGCAUGGUGGAUGUGCCCUUUCCAAACUCCUACCAGUACAUUGCUGCUGUGGAUUAUAAUCCCCGGGACAACCUCCUUUAUGUGUGGAACAACUAUCACGUCGUGAAGUAUUCCUUGGAUUUUGGCCCACUGGACAGCAGAGCAGGGCAGGCUCACCACGGGCAGGUUUCCUACAUUGCCCCACCAAUCCACCUCGAUUCGGAUCUGGAGAGACUGCCAUCCAAGGGGAUAUCUACAUCAGGAGCUCUGGGGCCAGGAAGCACUACUGCCAGCACCACGCCACGGGUGGCUACCAGCAGUACCAGCCGCACCACCACCACCUCGGCUUCGGGCAGAAGGAACAGGAGCACCAGCACACCAUCACCCAUGGCUGAUGUUCCAGAUGAAAUGACCACACACCUCCCACCUGUCUCCUCCCAGCUGCCACCAGCUGGCUUGGAGAGCUGUGAGCCCAUGGAAGCCCGCGAUAUUAUGUGGUCUCGGACUCGACAGGGACAGGUAGCAAAGCAGCCAUGUCCCUUGGGCUCAAUAGGUGUUGCAACUUUCCGGUGUCUUGCACCAGAUGGAAUCUGGGAACCUCAAGGACCUGAUCUUAGCAACUGCUCUUCUCCCUGGAUCAACCAUAUUACCCAGAAGAUGAAGUCAGGGGAGAUGGCUGCCAACAUUGCCCGGGAGCUUGCGGAGCACACAAAAAACCACCUGUACGCUGGUGACAUUGCCUACUCCGUGUCCGCCAUGGUCCAGCUGGUCAACUUGCUUGAUGUGCAGCUCCGAAACUUGACUCCAGGAGGGAAGGACAGUGCUGCACGCAGCUUAAAUAAGCUUCAGAAAAGGGAGCGCUCUUGCAGGGCCUAUGUCCAGGCCAUGGUGGAGACAGUGAACAACCUGCUGCAGCCACAGGCUCUGAAUGCGUGGAGGGACCUGAAUGCAAGUGAACAGCAGCGUGCAGCCACCAAGUUACUUGACACCGUGGAGGACAGUGCCUUUGUGCUGGCUGAUAACUUGCUGAAGACUGACAUUGUCCGGGAGAACACUGACAACAUCCAGCUGGAAGUUGCGAGACUAAGCACAGAUGGGAACCUGGAAGACCUGAAGUUUCCCCAGAACAUGGGCCAUGGGAGUGCCAUCCAGCUGUCAGCAAAUACCUUGAAGCAAAAUGGUCGAAAUGGUGAAAUCAGGGUGGCUUUUGUGCUCUACAACAACUUGGGCACCUAUCUCUCCACGGAGAAUGCCAGCAUGAAGUUGGGAACAGAAGCAAUGUCCACUAAUCACUCUGUCAUUGUCAACUCCCCUGUCAUCACAGCAGCAAUAAACAAAGAGUUCAGCAAUAAGGUUUACCUUGCUGAUCCUGUGGUGUUUACCGUCAAGCACAUCAAGCAGUCAGAAGAAAAUUUCAAUCCCAACUGCUCAUUCUGGAGCUACACAAAGCGUACCAUGACAGGGUAUUGGUCCACCCAAGGAUGUCGCCUCCUGACAACUAACAAGACUCACACGACGUGCUCCUGCAAUCACCUGACCAACUUUGCAGUCUUGAUGGCACAUGUGGAAGUUAAGCACAGCGAUGCAGUCCAUGACCUGCUUUUGGACUUUAUCACGUGGGUUGGCAUCCUUCUUUCACUGGUCUGCCUCCUGAUCUGCAUCUUCACCUUCUGCUUCUUCCGUGGGCUGCAGAGUGACCGCAACACCAUUCACAAGAACUUGUGCAUCAGCCUCUUUGUGGCAGAACUCCUCUUCCUCAUUGGCAUUAACCGGACUGACCAGCCGAUUGCCUGUGCCGUCUUUGCUGCCCUCCUGCACUUCUUCUUCCUGGCAGCUUUCACCUGGAUGUUCCUGGAGGGAGUGCAGCUCUACAUCAUGCUGGUGGAGGUUUUUGAGAGUGAACACUCCCGGAGGAAAUAUUUCUAUCUGGUUGGCUACGGCAUGCCUGCGCUGAUUGUGGCAGUAUCAGCGGCGGUGGACUAUCGGAGCUACGGCACUGACAAAGUAUGUUGGCUCCGACUUGACACCUACUUCAUUUGGAGCUUUAUAGGACCAGCGACCUUGAUAAUUAUGCUUAAUGUCAUCUUCCUUGGGAUCGCACUCUAUAAAAUGUUUCAUCAUACUGCCAUACUGAAACCCGAAUCUGGAUGCCUUGACAACAUCAACUAUGAGGAUAACAGACCCUUCAUCAAGUCCUGGGUUAUAGGUGCAAUAGCCCUGCUCUGCCUAUUAGGACUGACCUGGGCAUUUGGACUCAUGUAUAUUAAUGAAAGCACAGUCAUCAUGGCGUACCUCUUCACCAUAUUCAAUUCUCUGCAGGGAAUGUUUAUAUUCAUUUUCCAUUGUGUCCUCCAGAAAAAGGUCCGUAAGGAGUAUGGAAAAUGCCUGCGCACACAUUGCUGUAGUGGGAAAAGUACAGAGAGCUCCAUCGGCUCAGGAAAAACCUCGGGGUCACGGACACCUGGAAGAUAUUCCACAGGCUCACAGAGCCGGAUUCGUAGGAUGUGGAAUGAUACAGUUCGAAAGCAGUCUGAGUCUUCCUUUAUUACUGGAGAUAUAAACAGUUCAGCUUCACUCAACAGAGGAGCCAUGGCUAACCAUCUUAUAACCAAUGCUCUGCUUCGUCCUCAUGGCACUAACAACCCUUAUAAUACAUUGCUGGGGGAAUCGGCGGUCUAUAACAACCCUUCUGUCAGCAUGUACAACGCACAAGAAAGAACACCCAAGCAGGAGCCAGUCUUCAGGCGAGUCACCAUGGAGGACAGUGUCAUCUAGCACCCAGGGCAUCUGACGAGCCUGACCCAGCGAGCCCACGCCAGUGAACCACCUCAGCUCUUCUGUGCCUCUGUUUACCCCGUCCCUCAUAUGGGAUCAUGCAGCAGGAGAGGCCAGAGAACCUAGCCUUGACCAAAACCCUCAGCAAACUGUCACAUCCCUAAGAAGAAAACAGCCCAGCUGAGAUUCCUGCUGUCUUGCUCGUGGCAGCGCCCAGGGAAGUGACCUCACUGCUUCGUUGCUGGUUGUUUCUUUUUUUGUUUUUAAAGAUCAGCAGAACAGGAGACAACAAAUGUCUUUUGUAUUAUGAAAUUAAUUUAGUCUUCUCCAAAUGUUGCUUUUGCAACUUGAAAGCACUUAAAGAUGGCUGAGAGCACUUCAUCGCUCACUCCAUUCUGAGCCCUUCUCCAUCCUCACAAGCUGGGCUGUAUAAAGGCAAACCCACCAGAUCCAGGUCCCUGCUGCAAAUACAGACUUGGCUGUGUGGAGAGGUAAUGAGGGAAGGAAAAGAAGGACAAAGACAUUGUCCUUAUGCCAGCAGAAGCAGAACUUGCUGGCAGAGUGGUGUUGAGCAAAGCUGUGGCUUGUAAAUAGGGACUGGCACAUGUGUCCAGCAGUGACUCCGCUGGGCAGGGGUUUCUGGAAGCAGGGAAAGCUGCUCAGAUUUUAUUGUCUUGUGUAAAAAGAGAUUUUUUUUUUUUUUUUGGAAGACAAAAAAAAAAGGAGCCUUAGUAUCUUGUAGAUAGCGUUUGUCAAUCAGCUCAGCUAGAGAUGGGUAUACGGAGAACCAUGGCAUCUGCCCAGUGGACAUUCAAAGCCCUCCUGAUGUGUUCCUGUGUGAUCUGCUUUAGGCAAUCCUGCUCUGGCAGAGGGGUUGGACUUGAUGAUCUUCAGAAGUCCUUUCCAACCCCUACCAUUCUGUGACUCUGUGAAGCUCUGCAUGGGGUAUCACACCACAACAAGGCAAAGGGGGCACCUGAAGGAUAACGAGCACAUCUAGCAGAGGACUUGGCAGAUAUUUUUCCUUCCAUUCCUGUAAACAAGGUGGCCUUGCUGGGCCUGUGGACUCUGCUGGUGUAAAUAAUCAGCUAUGGCUCACAGAAGACAUGGACUGUUCGGUGCAGGUGGGAUGGGCAGAAAUCAGUAGAAAGAUGCAAACCUCAUCAGGGUGGUUCCCCAGAGGCUUUUAUCAUUAAAAAAAAAAAAAAAAAGAAAGUAAAAGACAAGAGAAGAGAGCUUGUUGCUGGUGUUGGGACAGCUGUUUGGUUGGGUGAAUCGGGAUGUGUAUACAAAUCCAUGUAGGUGUCAGACGGCAUCUGUGGGCGUGGUUCUCUCUCUUGUACGUGUGUGAAAGACCCAUGUCCUGUGCAAGUGGCUGCCAGCCAGCACAGGUCCCCAUGUCACUGUAGCUGUGUGUCCAUGAGAGAAGAAGAGAGGAUGUGGAUGUGUAUAUUGUACUCACCUUCAUGCACAGAACAGUUUCAGUUGAAAAAGACCUCCGAGAUCAUCAAGUCCAACCACUGACCUAAUAGCACCAUGGCUAUUAAACCAUGUCCCAAAGUGCCAUUCCCACACAGUUUUUGACAACCUCCAGGGAGGAUGACCACUUCCCUGGGCAACCUGUUCCUAUGCCUAAACACAUUUGAGAACUCUCAAGUACCAUUUCUGGGUCCAGUUUCAUCAACAUGAGUGCAGAGUAGUGUUCACAUCUCUUGAGAAACAAGAGCCAGUAGAUUAGGGGGGGUCAGCCUUAGCUGAGCAAAAGCUGACGAAUCUCUGCCCCACACUGAGUCAUCCUCUGCUGACCCCCUGCUGUGACACAAGAGUGGCCAUCUGAAAAUGCUUCCAGCAGCCGUCUCAGCAUGGCUGUUUGCUGAGGGCUGCCUACAGCAGCAUGGGACCUGAUGGAAGCAGAAAAAGAGAUCUGGACUUUCCUCUCCAUCCUUCCCACCUCAAAGCUUGUUUAUGCCUUAUUUACUUUGAGUCUGACUCUGUGGAUUCAUGCAGGGGAGGGAAAUCAGGGAAAAAAACCCUGGAAUUAGAAACUAAAAUUAGAACAAAGCCCAACAUAUUUAAAUAUAAAAGAAGAAACUUUUGAAAAUUGCCAGAAUAAUUUUCUCUAGACAUCACAGGCAAAGAAGCAAGGCCAAGGCAGAAGUGACCCUUCCCCAUUUAUAAAGCCAGACAGCAGGAAGCCAACUCUUGCACAUAUUUAGCAUGAGGCUGAUGGCAAAGCCUUUGCUGCUUUGCAAAGAAAGACCAGUGGGCAACCAAGAGAAACUGGAAGCUGCCUCAAAGCACCAAGGACUUUGGGCACCCACAGUGGUCAUUGCCAUGGGUCAAGGUGAGCUGCAGGGGUAGGUUCUUUAUCAUGGAAUUGUUUUGAUUGGAAAAGACUGGAGCUAAACCAUGGCCCUCACAUUUCUGCCUCUGUCAAGCACCUCCUUGGGUUCCAGCGAAUGGCUUUCUAAGGCCCAACCUAAACCUGCCCUGAGGCAACCUGAGGACAUUUCCUCCUGUCUUAUCAUGUGUUACUAGAGAGAAGAGACUUACACCCACCUCUCUCCAGCCUCCUUUCAGAGAGCUGUAGGGAGCAAUAAGGUCUCUCCUCAGCUUCCUUUUCUUCAAGACUAAAUACCUCCAGUUCCCUCAGUCUUUCCUCCUGGAUACUUGAAUAUCUCCCCCGUCAUUCAGCUCUGUUGAGUUGCUGUUACCAGCCACACCUAACAAUCACGAGUGUCAUGUGCAUAGGAGACACUAAGAGGUGUGGACACCUCUUCCUUUAGACACUUCUCCAGCCUUGCAUGGUAUCCCAAGACAAGGUGGCCUUUGUCUUCAGGAGGCUCAGGUUUCUUCCCCAGUGAAACCUUUAUUUCUAGGGAGAAAAAGAAAAAUCUGGGCACCCACCCCUGUUUUGUGCCAGAAAUGUUAUGAAAAUCAGGCAGCAUAUUAGGCAAAACAAAUGCCUCUAAGAAAUUUGAAAGCUGAUGAUCUUUCACAGUCAUGUGGGCACCAUCCUUGUGGUUCCUAGAGUCCCAAAGGGUAGUGUUAAAUUCUAUACCCAAGGCUGACUGACCCUGGAGAGCUGCAUGGGAUGAAAUGGGGUCUGUGAUAGCAGGAAAGCAGAAAUUUCCUGUUUAUUUUUUCACUAGAUGACAAGAAAGCAGAAAUCCUCUGAACAGGACUGGGUACUUCUUUUUCAUUAGAGCCCUCGCUAUUAGUUUAUCUCCCCAGACAAUCCCAUCAUCCCUGCACCUUAAACCUUUGCCAUUAUGUCUAGAAGAGUUAUUCUUGGAGGCAUUUCUAACAGCCUUCAGUGUCUCUCUGUCUCUCUCCUACCCCAAAGAGGCUGACAUCCAGUAACUAAUGAUGACGGUUGUAAAGAUGAGCCAGACUGACCCUAAGUCCUAAUAAAAAUGAUGAAUCUCAUCCACUGCCUCCACUUUGAUGGUGCACAGGUUACAUGUGGAGAUGAGCCAUCAAGGAGAGGGAGGCUGAUACUCACUGAACAUCAGGUUUGGGAGGUGCCAUCACCAAACCCACCCAGUUACUGUGUUGUCUGGGCCACAGUUUUGAAUUAAUCCAGCCCGAGUCAAUAGUGAUGGACAUUUCACCUGCUUUCCAUAUCUUAACUGGACUUUCUCACUCCUCAGGCAUGGAAUGACUCUUAAUACAUUGUAAUUACUGUACUCUAGUGAUGAACCAAUAUGAAAAGCUAUCAUGGAGAGCAUUAAUAAAAUGUACAUUAUGAAAAGGAA
This is a messenger RNA of Pogoniulus pusillus (Red-fronted tinkerbird), 8182 nucleotides long. It is a transcript of the gene ADGRL3, whose product is annotated as adhesion G protein-coupled receptor L3. The transcript has 27 exons. Gene Ontology annotation, biological process: adenylate cyclase-activating G protein-coupled receptor signaling pathway; cell surface receptor signaling pathway. NCBI's taxonomy places the organism in Eukaryota, Metazoa, Chordata, Aves, Piciformes, Lybiidae. The record is from RefSeq and is a predicted model, not a curated record. Gene Ontology annotation, cellular component: plasma membrane. The coding region runs from base 615 to 4424 and encodes 1269 amino acids. Gene Ontology annotation, molecular function: carbohydrate binding; G protein-coupled receptor activity.